AUGGAGAAGAAGAAUGGAAAUGAGCACAAGUCCGACGCCGACUCUAAACCCAAGGACCAUGCGACGGCUUCGGACGACCAUAACAAGACGCCCAAGAAGCGGCGCAAGGUCAAUCAUGAGUCCAAGAAGACCAAGAGUGUGCUCGAGGGCUCGACUGUGGACGAAUCGGCGUCCCAGUCCGACAUUCGCAGUUCCAUAGACCAGUCCGCCAACGCCAUGGGCCCGCCUUCUUUUGACGCUGGUGCGGGACAGGCGUCCAAGUCUGCCUUCAAUGCAGGUGCGCUGGGCAGAAGUAAUCCGCUGCAGCUUGUGCAACCAACGCCUGUCACUGGGAUCCAGCCCAACGCCAUUAACACCGGUAAUGCAAACCAAUUUGCCGGCUUCUCUGAUGCGUGGUUGACGGCGCAAAAUCAUUUUCAUGACAUGCACAAUUUCCACCCCAACUACAUGAUUGCUCCCGAGGUGAGCAAUGAGUUCAACCUCCUGAACGACUUUCUUCACAGCAGUCUUCUCGAUGACGGCGCGCUUCUGUCCGAGGACCAAACGCAACUCGCGCGGAACAGCCAGUCGGCAGACAUGGUGACAGGGUUUCUUCCGGGCGCCAACACCAACAACAAUAGUAGCAUGCUCCCGCCGGGCGCUCUGGCUGCCGGUGCAAUGGGCCCUCCCAACUCUGAACACGCCAGGGCGAUCUCGCGGCCGGGCAGCGUUGUCCCAAUAGACAAAGCCAGGGAGUACUACCUGCAAGCGGCUGAUCCCGACGGAAACGACACCCCGGAGAACCGAAUGGAUCGCGUCCUCAAAGCAAAAUACGAGGCUGGUCUCUUGAAGCCCUUCAACUAUGUCAAGGGCUAUGCGCGUCUUCAUGCCUAUCUCGACAGUCACAUGGUCGCGGCCGCCUCGAAGCAGAGGAUUAAGCGCCAACUCGACAGGUUUCGACCGAAAUUCCGUGAGAAGAUGCAAGCGCUCACCGACAUGGAGCUUGUGUACGUCGAAAUGUGGUUCGAGAAGACGCUGAUGGAAUAUGACCGCGUCUUCGCCAGCAUGGCAGUCCCUGCUUGUUGCUGGAGGAGAACAGGCGAGAUUUUCCGAGGCAACAAGGAGAUGGCCGAGUUGAUCCACGUCCCCGUUGAGCAAUUGCGAGAUGGCAAGAUAGCGCUCCAUGAGAUCCUGACAGAAGAAUCGAUGGUUAGGUACUGGGAAGAGUUUGGCACGAUCGCCUUUGAUUCGGCGCACGAUACGCUCCUGACAGCAUGCUCGCUGAAAAACCCAGACGACAAGUCCAACGAUCCCAUCGUGAAGUGCUGCUUCUCGCUCAAAAUCCGACGAGACGAUCACAAAAUUCUCGAGAUGCCCGUUGGGGAUGGCCGCAGCCAUCGGCCAGGCACGAGCGCCACCGGACACGAGCAGCGUCUCAAGGCACUGCUUGCAUUUGCAAAGGACAUUCAGCGGCGCUUGAAUGCCCGUCAGAAUGAUCUACUCGAUGACGAUGCCCUGCGGAAGAAUAUCCAGGACAACAUACAAGAUCUUCGAACAGCACGCCUCGAAGCAUAUGGCCAUAGAGAACUCGAUAACCUGGGAACAGAGCUUUGGAAUACGUGUACACGACUGAAACGCGAGAAUAAUGAUCACUAUGAGGAAGCAACUGCUCACAAGGCUUUGCUUCUGAGCAUGCGGGUUUUUGCCUUUCAGCUGCUCGAUGCCGCACGAUGGUCCAAGAAUGAAACCACUGCGACCCAGCUUUUUCAGCUACUGAAACCAGCGUUGAAAGUAGGGAGAUCAUGCAUAAAUGAGGGAGCGUUUGAGCACGCCCUGUUGAUCUUGCAAAGAGCAACGGAUCAUCAAAAACGUCUGUCUGAGAUCGUGCAAUCGUCAGAGCAGGAAGACACUGUGGAAUGCAAGCGUCUCGAGGCAGAGUGUCUGGUACUCCGAGUCGCUCUGGCGUGGCGAGAGAAUCGACACGAUAUCGCAGAGCACGUGUACCAGAAGGCCGAAACCCUGAAAGACUCUCUAGAUCCUCAAUCUGCCGAAUACCUUGCAGAUGUCUUGUUUGAGAUAGGCAAGGCCGCUUCCGAGAGGGAGGACUACGAGAUGGCUGUCAAAUGGCUCGAGAGGUCUUACGAUAUCAUUGACCGGCAGAACUUGCAGGACUUGUCCAGAGAUGCACUCGAGUUGCGCCUCUCUGUCUCCCAGGCUACCGUCACUGCGCUGCUCGGUCUCGAUACACCACUUGCAUUCGACAAGGCUCAGCGUGUUGUUGAGUAUCUGGAGACUGAAAUGGGGAAUCACUCACUGGUUCUCUUACUUAGACUGGAGCUGCUCAACAAAUCACCAGAAGGAAGUUUUGACGGCGAAGCAUUUUGCGGCAUCCUCCGACGAAUGGUAAAGAGCUUUGGUUUUGUGGAACCACAGUACGAGCUGCUCAGACACCACAUCCAGAAGCUACACGAUAAGUGUCCCAGAUUGGGAUGUCAAAUCCUGGAUGAGUUCCUUGUCAAAUUGAUGGGCUAUGAGAAUCGUUCUUGGGUUGAGAAGCUGGUAAUUAUGCGGAUGUGGAUGACUACAAGUCAACGUGACUCCCUUGAUUCAAUUGAGGAAGCGCAGCAGAUCUUCCAGAGCAUGACCGAGCCAUUGAGUGCGGAGGCCACGACGGCGGCACAGACAUUGGCGUGGAAGAAGAUUGAAUCACAUUACAGCACUGGCGAAUUUGACCUGGCCUUAAAGUGGUGUAAACUCUCGCUGUGCCGGGCGUUCGACAGUGCAGAACCUCUCAAUAGGGCGAAAAUUGAAAGAAAGCUCUUGCUCUGUACUCUCAGCCAGAAUGAUUUGGACAGCGCACGAGCAGUCUUCUACUCGAUGCCCGAGACCACGCAACAAGAGCCGGCGUCCAGAUUCUUGUUGUUCAAGGUGGCAAUUCGAAGUGGUGACCAGGAAUUGGCCUCUGAGUGUCUCGAUCGUAUCAGCGUGCCGACGACUAAUCCCGAAUAUCUAUACGCUUGUGUUUUAGAGGCACAGCAGGCCAAUAACACUCCUUGUACCAUCGCUGCUCUGAAAAGGCUUGCAGAUGGGUGCGAAUUUCGAAGGCCAGGUUCAGUACAUUUGCCUGCUUUGCUUCGAUGCAUGAUUCGAGUCUCAAGUCCUCUCCUCACCAAAUCCGCCGAAGGUAAUUAUGGCCUGGUCAUGGACACAAAAAGGAAUGCCAAGGCUCACAAGAAACCAGUUGUUGAGGGAAUCUCGAGACAAGUAAUCGACUCCCAAGGAAACCGACUUUUCGAUAUCCACGAACUUGAAUGGUUCUCGAGGAAUGCCUACAACAUCGCUGUCAGACAAUUGUCUGAUUGGGACGCUCGUCAUAUAGUUCGAAUACUGAAUGCGUGCAUCGGAAUCAUAGAACAUUUUCCUUCGGAUCUUCCUUCAGAGACUGCUGGGGAUCUGGCCCUUAAAGCUCUGUUCUGUCAUUUCCUGGCCGCCUCGGCUUUAGUUACCUUGGCGAGGUCCCAAGAUAACCGAGAGAAACAAGUUGAUGACUACUUGAAGAUGCGACAUCAUGUGGCAGCUUUCGACAGUCAGAUGCAAGCGCACGGAGAAGAACUUGAUAGCAUGGUUGUCAAGGACCUCUCGAGUAAGCAGUCGCUCCUUUUCAUGUUCGACUUUGAGGGUGCUAUACAGCUCAAUGAAUGGACCGAGCUCGUCGAAAUUAUACGAAAGGCGACUGCCUGUAAGAGUCUGGUGACCUUCCAGGGCAUGGCCGACUGUCUACUUCGAUCACAUGCUCCUCUAAAAGAGCUCAAUUCCGCAAUGCGAGCUCUGAUCGACGAGAUAUGGAGUCUUGAAGGAUUCACAGCGGCGAAACUCGCCAAGUAUGUCCGAUGCCUCUUCCAGGCCAUUUUACCUCGUGGAGAUGACCUGGCUUUCGAGUUGCUCGGCAAAGCAGUCGCAAUGGCCGGUGAAGCGUUCGAGGCUGGUCACCCCAUGGCAAGGGAGGACACCGAAUGGAUCGCAGCGUCCGCGUACAACCAUGCCAUUGAGUGGUAUCACGGGGGCGACAACACGAGCUGCACCCGAUGGGCCGAACGAGCUAUGAUGUUGGCUCGAUACUGCGACGAUGAUGGGCAAUUCGAAGCGAUGUUGCACAAGAAGUACACAUCACUCAAGCUUGAUGCUUGA
Molecule: messenger RNA, 4167 nt
Organism: Thyridium curvatum
Lineage: Eukaryota; Fungi; Ascomycota; Sordariomycetes; Thyridiales; Thyridiaceae
Exons: 13
Coding region: 1-4167 (1388 amino acids)
Biological process (GO): regulation of synaptonemal complex assembly; meiotic cell cycle
Molecular function (GO): protein binding
Source: RefSeq, a predicted model, not a curated record